AUGACUACACGUGAUUAUAAAAGUGACUGCAUAAUUUUUGAUGAUAGUUAUGAAGGAUAUUCAGCGAAGAAUUUCACUUUACCAGAAAUCUAUGAAAAACAUAUUUCAACCAUUUUGGUUCCAAGUGGAAUGAUUGAGAAUCGUUUGGAAAGAAUGUCUAUUGAUAUACUGAGUGAAUAUGAGAAAUCUGGUGUACAAUCUGUCUACGUGAUUUGUAUAUUGAAAGGAGGUUUCAAAUUUGCUUCCGACUUAUUCAAAGCAUUACAAGAGUAUUCAUUUACACGUCGAAAUUACAUAAAAGUUAGUAUUGACUUCGUCGCUGCAAGUACAUACGAUGAUUCAGUAGGUCAUGAUACCAAAAUCACUCCGUGUACAAAUAUGGAGAAGUUCAGAGAUAAGGACGUACUCAUUGUUGAAGAUAUGGUUGACACGGGCACAAGUUUAAACGAACUGGAGAGAUUUGUGAAGAAAUACGAACCGAAAUCUGUUCGUUCAGCAUGUUGUGCAAUAACAUGUGUUGAUGUCAUUUUUCAAUUGAAUCACAGUUUACUGGUCAAAAGAAUAGCCGAGGUUCCUGGAUAUAAACCAACCUAUGUUGGUUUCGAAGUACCGAAUGUAUUCAUAGUUGGUUAUGGUAUCGACUACAACGAUCGCUUCCGUGAAUUGCCAGUAAGUGAAUUGGACGAAUGGAUAAUUUGUUGUUUUCCCAUUUGUGUUUGUUAUUAUAUGUGGGAUGAUCCAGUUGGAUGUGUGGAGUAA
This is a messenger RNA of Schistosoma intercalatum, 759 nucleotides long. The record is from the annotation of a GenBank genome assembly. NCBI's taxonomy places the organism in Eukaryota, Metazoa, Platyhelminthes, Trematoda, Strigeidida, Schistosomatidae.